Ailuropoda melanoleuca (giant panda) is the source of this 1795-nucleotide messenger RNA. Its product is annotated as keratin, type I cytoskeletal 15. The record is from RefSeq and is a predicted model, not a curated record. Bases 82 to 1527 code for a protein of 481 amino acids. The transcript is spliced from 8 exons. Gene Ontology annotation, cellular component: cytoskeleton. Gene Ontology annotation, biological process: epithelial cell differentiation; intermediate filament organization. Gene Ontology annotation, molecular function: structural molecule activity. NCBI's taxonomy places the organism in Eukaryota, Metazoa, Chordata, Mammalia, Carnivora, Ursidae.
GGCUGGCGGGGGGACCGGGCAGUGCUCUGCGCUCAGCCCAGCCUGCGCCUCCCCCAGCGCCUCUGUGCGAGCUGCCCGGCCAUGAGCACCACAUUCCUGCAGACCUCUUCCUCCACCUUUGGGGGUGGCUCUACCAGGGGGGGUUCCCUCCGGGUUGGGGGAGGCAGCUUUGGUGGGGGGAGUCUCUGUGGGGGUGGUGGAAGCCGCAGUAUUUCGGCUUCUUCGGCUAGGUUCGUCUCCUCGGGGUCAGGAGGCGGCUAUGGGGGCGGCAUGAGCUGCGGCUUCGGUGGAGGGGCUGGGAGUGGAUUCUGCGGAGGGGGCUUUGGAGGUGGUCUUGGAGGGGGCCUUGGAGGUGGCUUUGGUGGGGGUUUUGGUGGUGGCUUCGGUGACUACGGCGGUGGCGAUGGCGGCCUCCUCUCCGGCAACGAGAAGCUCACCAUGCAAAACCUCAACGACCGCCUGGCCUCCUACCUGGACAAGGUGCGCGCCCUGGAGGAGGCCAAUGGCGACCUGGAGGUGAAGAUCCGGGACUGGUACCAGAGGCAGAGCCCCAGCAGCCCUGAGCGGGACUACAGCCCCUACUUCAAGACCAUUGAGGAGCUGCGUGACAAGAUCCUGGCGGCCACCAUCGACAACUCCCGUGUCAUCCUGGAGAUCGACAAUGCCCGGCUGGCAGCGGACGACUUCAGACUCAAGUAUGAGAACGAGCUGGCCCUGCGCCAGAGCGUGGAGGCUGACAUCAACGGGCUGCGCCGGGUGCUGGACGAGCUGACCCUGGCCAAGACCGACCUGGAGAUGCAGAUCGAGAGCCUGAAGGAGGAGCUGGCCUACCUGAAGAAGAACCACGAGGAGGAGAUGAAGGAGUUUGGCGGCCAGCUGGCAGGCCAGGUCAGCGUGGAGAUGGACGCGGCACCGGGCGUGGACCUGACCCGCGUGCUGGCUGGGAUGAGGGAGCAGUACGAGGCCAUGGCGGAGAAGAACCGGAGGGAUGCCGAGGCCUGGUUCUUCAGCAAGACGGAGGAGCUGAACAAGGAGGUGGCCUCCAACACAGAGAUGAUCCAGACCAGCAAGACGGAGAUCACAGACCUGAGACGCACGCUGCAGGGGCUGGAGAUCGAGCUGCAGUCCCAGCUCAGCAUGCUUCCUUCCUGGCCUGACGGGGUGUCUGUCCAUCUGUUGGCCCUCCAGAAAGCCGGGCUGGAGGGUUCACUGGCGGACACGGAGUGCCGCUACGCCACGCAGCUGUCCCAGAUCCAGGGGCUCAUCAGCGGCCUGGAGGCCCAGCUGAGCGAGCUGCGCAGCGAGAUGGAGUGCCAGAACCAGGAGUACAAGACGCUGCUGGACAUCAAGUCGCGGCUGGAGCAGGAGAUCGCCACCUACCGCAGCCUGCUGGAGGGCCAGGACGCCAGGAUGGCUGGCAUUGGCACCAGAGAAGCCUUGCUGGGAGGCGGUGGCAGCAAAGUUCGCAUCAACGUCGAGGAGACAGUGGAUGGGAAGGUGGUUUCUUCUCAUAAGAGAGAGGUCUGAGUGCCCGGUGCUGGAGAGACGUCCCUCGUCACCUCCGCCCUCCCCAGGCUGAGUGGAGCACUGGCUAGAGGGGCCAGAAGAGCAAACCCCAGUCCCUGCUUUCAGAGGGUCCUGCUCCCCUUGUUGGGUGCUCGGCAUGCUCCCCCUCCCCUCCAGCUCUCCAUCUGCUUUCGAGCAGGGACGGGCAAGAAGUUGCUGGAUUGGGUAACAAGCUCGUUUGUACCGUGUCUGUCCAUGCAAUAAAGAAUGGCUUUUCCUUUUGCAAAUA